This is a messenger RNA of Laccaria bicolor S238N-H82, 750 nucleotides long. Its product is annotated as 20S proteasome subunit beta 3. Bases 27 to 653 code for a protein of 208 amino acids. NCBI's taxonomy places the organism in Eukaryota, Fungi, Basidiomycota, Agaricomycetes, Agaricales, Hydnangiaceae. Gene Ontology annotation, cellular component: proteasome core complex, beta-subunit complex; proteasome core complex. Gene Ontology annotation, biological process: proteasome-mediated ubiquitin-dependent protein catabolic process. The record is from RefSeq and is a predicted model, not a curated record. The transcript is spliced from 5 exons.
CUCACUUCUCUCUUCGUCUCGCCAACAUGUCUAUCAUGGAGUAUAACGGGGGCUCUGUCGUGGCUAUGGUUGGGAAGGAUUGUGUUGCGAUUGCGUCUGACUUGCGUCUUGGAAAUCAAGCUCUGGGAAUCUCUUCAAAUUUCCAAAAGAUAUUUCCUAUCACAGAUCGCAUCUAUCUUGGUCUACCGGGCCUCGCUACAGAUGUAACAACACUACGCGAACGAUUUCGAUUUCGAGUCAACAUGUACACGAUAAAAGAAGAACGGGAAAUCGAACCAGAAACCUUUGCCCAUCUUGUGUCCUCGACCCUGUACGAACAUCGUUUCGGCCCAUACUUCGUUGAACCUGUCAUGGCGGGUCUUUCCAAGACACCGUCAGGGGGCGUGAAACCGUUUAUUGCGGCCACUGAUCUUAUUGGUUGUCUAAACUUCGCGAAAGACUUCGUUGUGGCUGGGACUGCAAGUUCCAAGCUUUAUGGCGUUGCCGAGGGCCUGUGGGAGCCAGAUUUAGAAGCAGAAGAUCUUUUUGAAACAAUAUCGCAAACUCUUCUGAAUGCAGUGGACCGUGACGCUUACUCUGGUUGGGGAUGCAUUGUUCAUGUAAUUACGAAGGACAAAGUAGUGACCCGCACGUUGAAAGGGAGAAUGGAUUAAUACCAGGAGUAUGGACUCAUGUACUCUUUACAAGGGCAUGUACUGUACAAUGUCGAGAAUAGGUCGAGAUUGAGUCCAGAAGUACUUGCAUACUUUC